Molecule: messenger RNA, 544 nt
Organism: Musca vetustissima
Lineage: Eukaryota; Metazoa; Arthropoda; Insecta; Diptera; Muscidae
Product: iron-sulfur cluster assembly scaffold protein IscU-like
Exons: 2
Coding region: 67-534 (155 amino acids)
Biological process (GO): intracellular iron ion homeostasis; iron-sulfur cluster assembly
Cellular component (GO): cytoplasm; mitochondrial matrix
Molecular function (GO): ferrous iron binding; 2 iron, 2 sulfur cluster binding
Source: RefSeq, a predicted model, not a curated record
UUUCCAAUUUUUGUAUGGUGUAAAAAGCAAAUAUUUAAUUUUUGAAAUCCCAAAUCAAUCAAAGCAAUGGCAUCAUUGACCAGAGUAUCACGCCUUUUGCAGGCUCCAUUGAGACGUGUUCAAAGUAUUCCCGUUGCAUUAUAUCACGAGAAUGUAGUUGAACACUACGAAAAUCCACGUAAUGUUGGUUCUUUAGAUAAAAAAGACUCGACCGUUGGUACCGGCCUCGUUGGUGCCCCCGCCUGUGGUGAUGUGAUGAAAUUGCAAAUUAAAGUAGACGAAAAUGGUAAAAUCAUCGAUGCUAAAUUUAAAACCUUCGGUUGUGGUUCAGCCAUUGCCAGCAGUUCUUUGGCCACCGAAUGGGUAAAAGGCAAGACCAUCGAUGAGGCUGGUAAAUUGAAAAAUACCGAUAUUGCCAAGGAGUUGCGUUUGCCUCCCGUCAAGCUACAUUGCUCCAUGUUGGCUGAGGAUGCCAUUAAAGCUGCUCUGGCCGAUUACAAAGUCAAACAGCAAAAGAAGAAGGAUGACAAAUAAAUGUUUGUAA